UUCGUGUUGCCGAAUUUUCUUUGGAUAACAAUCGUCGUCCUGUACUCGGCCGUUCUAAAGCUCGUUAUUUUUAUGAAGCCGUUGUAGCCAAGGGGAGAAAAAUGCCAAUUAAAGCAAAAUUGUCUGAUGGUUACAACCAAGAUAUAAUUAAAGAAAGGGAGGAUGACGGACUUAUUUUUUUGACUCGUUGGAUUUCUUCUUUGGCGCCUCCAAAAAGUGUUUUAAAAGAGAUAAUUCAUGACUGCGAUUUUGUUAUUUGCCGUGGAACUCUUUUACGUUUGAUGACUUCCUGUUAUGAUUCAAUUCCCCAUUCUGUGGGUAUGAAACUUGUUUGCUGCAAAAUGAAAGGUGUUUAUUUCAUUCGUGAAUACUACACUCCAACUAGAAUUGAAAAAGAAGUAAAUAUGAUUGAUAGACAUAAUCGAAUGUGUUAUGAAGCGCACAAAUUUAAACAACUAGUUACAACAAAAGGACAGGGAAAAAGGCCCGAUUUUAAGGAGACUGUUUGUGUUAAACCCGAUUUUAUUGGAGUUUUUAAAGCUACAAUUAAUGCUCCAUCUCAAAAGGAUCCUUCCUCCAAUUUUCGAAUAUUUUAUGGAGCAGAAAUUGAUUGUAUAGUUCCCUCGAGUGGACAAUAUUUGGGGCUCAAAACACAAUAUAAAAUGCUUGGAUUUGGGCAGGGAUUUACUGAUAAGGUCUUAAGAUGGUGGGUCCAAGCUUAUUUGGCUGGAAUUCGAAAAUUGGCUAUUGGAAUUCAUGAAAAUGGUCGAUUAAAUCAAGUUGAAUACCUCGAAAUGAGUUCUUUGGCUAAUCAUUUGUCCAUGUCUGGUGUCAAUGUGGCUUGCUGCUUUGUUUUUCUGUAUAAAUUUCUUGAGGCAGUCAAAAAGUAUAUUUUUUGUAUUUUUUGGGGUAAAUUCGAUUUUUUUGGUUAUUUCCCCAAUUAUUUUUAUUUUUUUACCUGAGGAGUUUUUUUGUAUUUAGUUUAAGCAUUGGUUAGAAUUUUAAAUUCUCCUCAUUUUCAAUUUAUUUUCUGUUAAGCCACUUUGUUUUUUGAAAAAAGGAUAAUCAUAGGGGAUAGCAAGGGCGUAGCCAAGAGGUCGAUUUCAGGUGGAUAAAAUGGGGGUGUGCGCCAAAAAUUUUUUUGUUUUACUUUGACGUUCCGAACGCGCAUUUUAUUGUCAUAUAUUUUUAUUUUUUCAGCGCCGCAGCGAAAAUUUUGAGAAUUUUGUGUGUUGUAGGCGUAAAAAAUUCACUUUUCUGAUCAUUUCCCUCCUAACAUUUUUUCACUUUCCCCAUUUCAUGAGUGGGGGUAUAGCCCAGAAGCACCCCUGGCUACGUCCUUGGGGGAUAGCUUUAUGUUCUCUUACAUUAUUUUAAAAAUUACUU
Molecule: messenger RNA, 1386 nt
Organism: Meloidogyne enterolobii
Lineage: Eukaryota; Metazoa; Nematoda; Chromadorea; Rhabditida; Meloidogynidae
Source: the annotation of a GenBank genome assembly